Molecule: messenger RNA, 2322 nt
Organism: Pisolithus orientalis
Lineage: Eukaryota; Fungi; Basidiomycota; Agaricomycetes; Boletales; Pisolithaceae
Exons: 8
Coding region: 119-2113 (664 amino acids)
Molecular function (GO): catalytic activity
Source: RefSeq, a predicted model, not a curated record
GCUGAGCGCAGUCAGCGUCCGGCUUGCGGAAAUGGGGCUAAGCAGGUAUCACCCACCCGCAGUAUGCGGUGUACACCCUCUGCGGCUUUGAAACCUAUCUAAUUAUUGUUGCUCCUCAAUGCCUUGUUCGUCCGCUAUCACGUCCAACAUGACCCAGAAGCAGACCCGUCAAGUUUCGGACAGAGUCUACGCCAUCACUCAUUCCAAGGAGACAGUCACGACUGCCUUCGCCUCUUCCCAGGACUCUUCCCCUGGUCGAAUUAUGAAGAAAUUGUACCGCGACUACCGACGUCACAAGCACAAGGACAGGGGUAGCAGCUGGUCUGUAGGGGUGCAACAAGACACAGCGACGAAAGAGGAGCACUCGACACGCGAGAAGUACCAUGUACAACCAGACCUCUCAUCACUCUCAACCGAACCAACACAAGCUGACCUCGACAGAGCUGCGGAAUGCGGAGACUUUGGUAGACGACCAAGCGAUCUGUUCCUGAAGAUGUAUGUGGACGUACUUGCGGCCAUCGAUAAGGAGCUGUGGUCAGGUGUCGUAUCACCCCCGUUGCUUGGUUCCAGGGGCGUCGUCACCAUGUCCGUUAUAUCCGUGAUACCCGACAUCAUGCAACAUCAUUAUGACUGUAUUGUCGCGGCACGGCACGAGAUCUUCCUCGCCACCAACUUUUGGCAGGCAUCCACGUCUUCACAAAAAAUAUGUCAAGCCCUGAAAGAACUUUCAAGACGCGCGGAACGGAGGGGAAAAAGAGUGGUCGUGAAAGCCAUGUACGACCGGGCACACUUCAAGAUGUUCACUCACAACCGUGUUUACGUCGAAGAAGAGGAAUGGUUGAAGGAAGUGGUCAUGUUACCGAAACGGAGUGAAAUACCAUGGAUAGACUUCGAGCUUGUGAAUUAUCAUCGCCCGCUGCUUGGAACGUUUCAUACUAAGUUUAUGAUCGUAGACCGUAAGAUUGCACUGGUAGCAUCGAACAACAUCCAAGACCGCCCAAACAUGGAAAUGAUGGUGCACCUCGAAGGUCCCAUCGUGGAUAGCUUGUACGAUAUGGCGCUCCUCUGCUGGUCUAAACCAAUGCAUCCUCCAUUACCGUUGCUGAACGAGCCAUUCCAGCCACCCAUGGGCGGAUAUAAAUUUGGAAUGGAUAACGAAUACUCGACGCUUCACAACCUUGAUGGUUCCAAGGGUGCUGAGCUUUAUCACAGGUUUGCACAGCAAGAUCAUCCCAUCAAUGAUACGCCACCCGAAGCUGACAAGGUUUUCAUCUCCGGUAGAUAUCAAACUGUUACGGAACAUCUAAACGCUGGCAACCAACCGAACACACGUGCCACCUAUGCCACUGUACCGCAAACGCCAGCUCUGGCCGACGAGUAUACACCACACGUGCUUCACGCGAUACAUGACGAAUGCCCGAUGGCACUUGUGAAUCGUGGUCCGAGAGGAUCACCAACGAACCCGCGCCAGGCAUUGCACAAUACGCAAGAUAUCGCCUGGUUGGCUGGCCUAAAGUAUGCCAAAAAGAAGGUCUUUAUUCAAAGCCCGACCUUCAAUGCUCCGCCAGUCGUCGAAGCAGUGUUGAAAGCCGCUCGGCGGGGCGUUGAAUGCACCCUCUAUAUAGACGUCGGAUUUAACGACGGAGGGGAGGCAUUGCCUGAUCAAGGUGGCACAAAUGAACAGGUUGCCAAGAAGAUGUACGCAGAGCUUGACGAACAGGGAAAGCAGAAGUUAAGGAUGUUUUGGUACACUGGCAAGGAUCAGAACAAGCCUAUCAAUGCGUCUGCAAGAAAACGAAAUUGUCAUAUAAAACUGAUGGUCAUCGACGAUAUUGUAGGCAUCGUCGGCAGUGGGAAUCAUGACACACAAUCGUGGUUCCAUAGUCAGGAGGUAAACGUGAUGAUUGACAACCCCAAGGUCUGUGAGGAAUGGCUUGAUGCCAUCCGGAGAAAUCAAAACACACACCUCCACGAGCUACAAAAGGACGGUAUAUAUCGGGAUGCGGACGGGAACGUGCUUGCGGAUUCGGUGUACAUCAAACCAGGGUUUCUUGGUGUCAUCAAGGGAAUGCGCAGUUCGAUUGCAAGAGUGCGCGGGAAGAGUGGACCAUGAGCUGUUGCAUCGUGCAUCUCUUCCGGGAUUUGUAUUUCUACGUCAUCAUAUGAUGACCAUGUAUCCUAUGUAUUAUUUGUUCUCGUGAAGCAAGUGUUGCUGACAGACUUACGGCAUCAGUAGACCACUUUGUGAGCUGGUAGUCCUAGGGAUUCUGUCCAGUGCUGGACAGCUCUGGCCAGCUCUGCAGCAAAAGUGAUUUACUGAUG